Molecule: messenger RNA, 1092 nt
Organism: Caretta caretta (loggerhead turtle)
Lineage: Eukaryota; Metazoa; Chordata; Testudines; Cheloniidae
Source: RefSeq, a predicted model, not a curated record
CUGAACAGGAGGUACUGGAUCUCAUCGCAUGUUGGGGAGAUGAAUCUGUUAUGGCACAACUACGUUCCAAAAAAAGAAACGCAAAUACGUACGCUAAAGUCUUCAGAGCCAUGAUGGAAAGAGGCAACUCCAGGGACACAGAGCAGUGUCGUACAAAAAUCAAGGAGCUCAAGCAAACGUACCAAAAAGCCAGGGAGGCAAACAGGCACUCUGGGUCACAGCUCCAAACAUGCCGUUUCUACUGUGAGCUGCAUGCAGUUAUGAGGGGUGACGCCACCACUACCCCACCACUGUCCAUGGACACCUGCAAGGGGGGAGUUGCAUGGAGCGAGGAGGAUGUUAUUGGAGGAUGAAGAGGAGGAGGAGGACAGUGAAUAUGCGGCAAGUGGGGAAUCCAUUUUCUCCCCUAGCCAGGAACUAUUCUUAACACUGGACCCAAUAGCCUCCCCCCACUCCCAAUGCGGGCUCCCGGACCAUGACCCUGGGGAAGGCACUUCUGGUGCAAAUGUUUCAACGCGGCCCCUAUCUGCUCCGUCCCAGAGGCUGGUCCAGAUUAGAAGGCGGAAAAAACAAACUCGGGACGACAUGUUUGCCGAGCUCAUGCAGUCCUCCUGCACUGAUAGGGACCAGCUGAAUGCAUGGAGGCAAACAAUUGCAGAGUCCUGUAAAGUGUUAAAUGAACACGAAGAGAGGAGGGACGCACGCGAUGAGAGCAGGCAGGAUGCUAUGGUCAAGCUAAUGGGGGAGCAAACUGACAUGCUCUGUUGUAUGGUGGCUCUAAUGCAGGAAAGGCAGCAAGACCACAGGCUGCCACUGCAGCCCCUGUAUAACUGCCCUCCCUCAUCUCCAAGUUCCAUAGCCUCCUCACCCAGACGCCCAAGAACCGGGGGGGGGAGGAGGGGAGAGAAGCUACGGGGACCCACACACUCAACCUCAUAGGAUUGCACAAGCAGCAGAAAGCUGGAAUAUCCGAAAUUUUGAUUUGUUUUCUGGACUUGUCUUUAUGUCCUCCUCCACCCCCCUCCCCCGGGCUACCUUCUGAUUUCUCUCAAUGUGUUGUGCAACAAAUAAUAAAGAACGCUUUUUAAACAA